Molecule: messenger RNA, 699 nt
Organism: Prunus armeniaca (apricot)
Lineage: Eukaryota; Viridiplantae; Streptophyta; Magnoliopsida; Rosales; Rosaceae
Source: the annotation of a GenBank genome assembly
AUGGGUGAAGAACUUUCUGGUUUGAGUGCCAAAGAUCUACCGAGCCUGGAAAACCAACUGGAGACAAGUUUGAAAGGUGUCCGGAUGAAAAAGGACCAGAUACUAAAUGAUGAAAUAAAAGAAUUGAACCAGAAGGGAAAUCUCAUACAGCAAGAGAAUAUGGAACUGUAUAAGAAGCUAAACCUUGUAGGUAAAGAGAAUGCAGAACUGCUAGAGAAGCUAAGCCAGCCACAGAAUCAAACUCAGCCUCGGCUUCAGAACAAUGAAAUACCAGCAAAAGGAAUCAAAUUAGGCUGUGGGUGGCUAUCUGUCAUUAUGCAGUCAACUUGCACCACAGUGAAAAGCAAUCUUCUAGGAGUGAGUCAUACUUACAGUAAAUGCAUCCAGCAGAGGUACCAGCAGCUUUGUACCUCGUCCCUAUCAACGAUGGAUUUCCGCUUGGAUGAACGGCGAAUGUUGACGGGGAAAGAGCACUGCGUCGAAGAGAGAGAGGAUGGAGUUCAAACUUUUUUCCGGGUUAAACGAAGCACCAAACUGCAAAAACUCAUGGAAGCAUUCUGUAAAAAUCGUUCCCUUGACCCCAAAUCAAUAGAAUUCACGUUUGAUAGCGUCCGACUCGAGAAGAACAAAACUCCUGAGCAGCUUGGAAUGGAAAAUGGUGAUCUGAUCGAUGCCCUUGUUUCCGGUGAUGGAGCUUAA